This is a messenger RNA of Colletotrichum destructivum, 1261 nucleotides long. RefSeq names its product Putative Rtr1/RPAP2 domain-containing protein. The record is from RefSeq and is a predicted model, not a curated record. Gene Ontology annotation, molecular function: RNA polymerase core enzyme binding; RNA polymerase II CTD heptapeptide repeat phosphatase activity. The transcript has a single exon. Bases 331 to 1245 code for a protein of 304 amino acids. NCBI's taxonomy places the organism in Eukaryota, Fungi, Ascomycota, Sordariomycetes, Glomerellales, Glomerellaceae. Gene Ontology annotation, cellular component: nucleus; cytoplasm.
UCCUCCCGUACACCCCCCCCAUCAUCGCAUUGUGGUUUGGGUGUCUGCGGAGUGUGUGUGGGGGGGGGGGGGGGGGGGGAAGAAGCAAUACCGCGAAUCGAACAUUCUCCAACUGAUUUGCUUAACAAUUUUCAAUCACUCACACGCCUGCAACGCUAGCCUCCCACAUUGCCCACCUGCAUUGCAAUCCGUCUCAAUUGUUGCUGCUGCUGCAUCGUCACAACCCAGACUUGAGACCUCUUGCCAUUUCAAAUUGGAGGUUAAUACGCCUCACACCAAACAUCAAACACCUCUCAGUGCACCAUUCAUACUCCCCUCACAAACCACACCAUGGCCACCGAUACCCGGCCACUCAAGGGCAUCCUCAAAAAGCCGGCCGGCCCCUCCGUCACCAACAGCAACGGCAGCAACAACACCGCCGCCGCCGCCGCCGUCCUGAACCCGCGGAAGCAGGACCCCCGCGAACUCGCCCUGCAGCACGCCCGCAUCAUCCAACAGCGGAAAGACCUCGAGCUCGAGAUCCUCGAGUGCCUGGCUCUGCUGUCCGAGUACCCCACCGAGCGCGGCAGCCGCCUCUACUCAGCCGCCCAUCCCUCGCCCCGCGACGCCGCCGACUUCAAGGCCAACGUCCGCCUCUUCCAGCCCUCCGACUACGACGACCUGAUCGAGGAGCGCAACGUUAAUGGCCUAUGUGGCUACACCCUCUGCGCCCAACCCAAACCCCCCGCCUCCAAGGGCGGCGAGUGGCGUCUCGUCAACUUUGGCACCUCGAGCUUCGACAUCGUUAACCGCAAGGAGUCGGAGAAGUGGUGCUCCAAGGACUGCCAGCGCAGGGCCCUCUACGUCAAGGUCCAGCUCAACGAGACCGCCGCCUGGGAACGCGCUGGCAUCCCCGACAUCGAAAUCGAGCUGCUCGGCGAGCACAAGUCCGCGAAGGAGGAGGACCCUGCCGCCCAGGCGACGCGCGACCUCGCGAACCUGAGGUUGGAGGAGACCAGGCGGGUGGCCGACGAAUCUGCGACGCUAGCCCUGGAGCGGGGUGAGGUGCGCCAAGAGGGAAAGAAGACCUUCACACUGGCCAUCCGCGAGAGGGAGGUCCAGCCGCCAGCCGACGACAACGGUUCCUUUAUAGAACCCGACGAUGCCCACUUACUGGUAGAAGGGCAUCGGCCGGGAGCCGGAAAAGCGCAGGCUCGGGCCGAAGCAUCUCAAGCCGAAGCCCAAUUUAGGAACGAAAACGCGUGACUCGAUGGCUUUUAAU